This is a messenger RNA of Tetrahymena thermophila SB210, 2475 nucleotides long. RefSeq lists its product as hypothetical. Lineage: Eukaryota; Ciliophora; Oligohymenophorea; Hymenostomatida; Tetrahymenidae. The transcript has 5 exons. The record is from RefSeq and is a predicted model, not a curated record.
AAUAAAUAUAGCUGUUAAUAAGAAAUUAAUUGUAAUUAAAAAUACAUAAAUAUAGAAUAAAAAAUGUAUCUAUCACCAUCUCCUAACAGAGGAUCAUACCUAUUAAACACAGAAUAGAAACAAACAUCAGAAGAUUACUUCAAUAGUAGUCCUCAUAGCUAAUACAGUAGCUCCAAGCAAAUUGAUAAGAAAUAGCGCAAAGCCCACAGUAUCAAUGAAAUGAUCAGAAAAGUUGAAUAAGAAAUAAUUAACUCUGAAAUGAGCAUUCAUUAAAAUCAUUUAGAUUAAAAAAGUAAAUCAUCAAAUCACAGUUGCAAUAACUCCUUUUCUAGCGUACUUCAACACUAGUAAUAAAUGCAAUAAUAAUUGAACACCCACAAUUUAUAAUCGCAACCUAAUUUUUUGUAGUCAGCUAGUCCAUGCUAGUAAUCUAAAUAAAUAAAUCAUAAUAACUAUUACUAUCCUACUCAGACACAUCAUGGAUACUAUAUACCUCCAUCUAAACAUAAUUCAUAAACUCAUAGUAUAGAUAUAGCUAAUAAAACAAGUAUAGAUAGCUACUAAGAUAAUGUUAAUAAUAUAAGUAGAAUAAGCACUACUAAGUAAUCUAUUUUCCCACAGAAUACAGUUCCCUCUGCUAGCAGUAGCUCUCAUAUCUUUCCUUAGUAGUAUGUGACUAUGAAAGACUUUAGAAAAGUUCUAGAAGAGUAGCUUGCUAUCAGAGAAUAAAGCAUAAUCUAAUAAAUUAGCUCAUGCCUAAAGGAAUAAAUAAUUCCAGAAAUCAAAAGACAAGUUGUUAAAGAGUUAGACAAAAAAAAACAAUAGAUAGAUGCAUAAUUGUAAAAUAUUCAUUAAGUAGUCCAGGAAAAUAUCUCAGUCUAAUAGUUGGAUGAUAAAAUUUACAAUCUUAAAAUGAGCUUUGAUAAAUCAAAGUUUCUCAAAGCACAAACUGAAUUGAAAACGUAGACUCUUGACUAAAAAUACUAAAAUUUAGAAGAAAGAAUAAAUAAGAUUGAAGAGAAUACUUUUGAGCAUAUUUCCAUCUUUGAGCAAUACAAACUAGAGAAUCAGAAAACUAUUAGUGAUUUCAAGCAAUUCAAUAGAUAAGUAUGCAGAAUAAAUGAAAUAGUUGAAAAACUCUCUAGAAGUUAUAUAAGUUUAGAAUAUAGUGUCAGAAAGAAUUAUGAUGAUAUAUGUUAAAAGAUAAAUGAGUUAGAUUCAACAGAAGAAGUUCCAUUUAACAUUAAAAAAGAUAAAUAUUCUCAAGGACUUAUGAAAGAGUUAAAUAAAUGCUUAACUAAAGAUAGUAAUUAGGCUGAUACUUCUUCAAAUUAAACAGAAAAAAUUUCUGAAAUUCAAGAAAAAUAAGAACCAUAUUGUAAUAACUAUAAAAUUAACAUAAAUUAAAAAAAUUUCAACCCUUAGGUUUAAUUAAAUGAGUAAAAUCAAAACAAUAUUUUCAACUGCUAUGAUAAAAAUAUUUAGCGAGUCCUAUUAGAAAGCUUUGAGGAAUAUGAUAUUUCACCAACUUUGGGUAAAUCAGCUUCUAAAAAAUAGAUGAGCUCAGAUAAGUGUAGAAUACAACCAAAAAACUAAUAAAAUGAAGAUUAUAUUAAAUAAAUAAAUAAUGAAACGACCAAUGAAAAUGAUUACAAUUAUGAUUAUGAUUAUAGUUCAAAAAUAAGAGAAGUCAAUAUUUCAAACAGGAAUAUAUCUCAGAUAUUGAAGUUAAAAAGUAAAUUAGAAAAUAAAGAGUUGAUCCAAGAAGAAAUAGCUGAAUAGAUUGAAGAAUCGAAUGAUUAAGAAAUACCAAGAGCUGAAACACAGCAAUCGAUUGAUAUUCAUUAUGUCAAAAAAGGAUUGCCUUAAAUAUUUCCUUUAGUUUAAUCAACUAACUUUAUGUAAUAUGAAGAGAAUUCAAAUUUUUAGUACUAAGAAAAUGAAUCCCAAUAAAUAAUAAAUGCAGUAUAAUCUAUAGCUUGCUCUGAAAUGAAAUGCAUAAAUUAAAAUGAAAUUGUAUCUUUAGAUGACCCAAUAAAACUCUCAGAAUUAGAUUUAAAUCAAUAAAACUCUAUUUUAAACCAAGAAAAAGAAAGCUCUUAAAAUAAUUUUGUAUUAGGAAAUUAAGUUGAAAGCCUUAAUAUUUAAUAAUUAAAUUUGUAAGAGAGCAAUUCUUUGCAUAAUGAAAACUUAAAUACUUAUAAUAAAAGUAGCUCAAGUCACAAAAAAAUAAAUGAAAAUAGCUAUCAUUCAGCCAAUAAGCAUUCAUCAGGAUCAUUUAAUUAAUGCCCAUUAUAAAAUAAUAACUUCAGUAUAAAAAAGAUUGAUUCAAGCAUAUAAAAAGAAUGUCAGGACCAAUAAAACAUAUCUAUUAACUAAAACAGAAUAAUUUUAUAAUCUAAAAACAUAGAAGAUUUAAUUUAAAACAAAGUAGAUAACAAUAUUAACUUUUCUUUAAAUGAUUCACAAUUUUGA